This is a messenger RNA of Diatraea saccharalis (sugarcane borer), 2077 nucleotides long. The record is from the annotation of a GenBank genome assembly. Lineage: Eukaryota; Metazoa; Arthropoda; Insecta; Lepidoptera; Crambidae.
UAUGUAUAGUUACUCCGUCACUACCGUAGACGCGUAUCAUAUAGCUCAUGUUAUCUGUUACCUUUGACCUUAACUUCUAUCAUUUAGAUACUGCUUACUUAGUUUUGUCGGUAUUAGUGAUUGGUUAUUAAACAUUAUUGUCUGUCAUUGGAAUGUUCGAGAAGUCGUAACAGUUUAACAAUCAUUGUAAAAGGAAACAAACAACCUUGUAUUUGUAAAACCAAAACGUUUGUUAAUUCAUGCCGGGCAUUUAGUAGUUUAUGAGUAGCAGUAAGACUUUACUGUAUCAUCUGUAGUGUGUACUCCCUCCACGUGUGUGUUCAAUAUAGGUUUUUUUUAUAAUCAGGAUUUAAGACAAUGCCGAGAUGGAUGUGUUGUGACACUUGGUGCAACAGAAAAUUCAUUGAUAUAGAGAACCAUGUACAGGAGAAGAAGGUCAAUCUCGUAAAGGAUAUACCUGGCGAUAAUGCUAGAAAUGAGCCUGAUUUAGAUACGGGUUUCAACAAGAUGCCUCUGCAACUGACCAAACCAGCGCCUCAGUUCAAGACCACGGCAGUGGUCAACGGCGAGUUUAAAGACAUCUCUCUGUCAGACUACAAGGGCAAAUAUGUGGUGCUGUUCUUCUAUCCGUUAGAUUUCACCUUCGUGUGCCCCACCGAGAUCAUAUCGUUCUCGGAGCGCGCCGACGACUUCAGGAAGAUCGGCUGUGAGGUGAUCGCCGCGUCCACCGACUCGCACUUCACGCACCUCGCGUGGAUCAACACACCGCGGAAACAGGGCGGUCUCGGGCCCAUGAACAUCCCCAUCCUGAGUGACAAGUCGCACCGCAUCGCGCGCGACUACGGCGUGCUCAACGAGGAGACCGGCAUCCCCUACCGCGGCCUCUUCAUCAUCGACGACAAGCAGAACCUCAGGCAGAUCACCGUCAACGAUCUGCCCGUCGGCAGGUCGGUGGAGGAAGCCCUGCGGCUAGUGCAGGCGUUCCAGUACACGGACAAGUACGGCGAGGUGUGCCCCGCCAACUGGACGCCCGGCGCCAAGACCAUCAAGCCCGACACCAAGGCGGCGCAGGAGUACUUCGGCGACGCCAACUGAACUAAAUGAAUACUGAGUCGACACCCCGUCACAUCACACCAACGUUAUAUCCGGAACAUAUACAACAAGUUUUCAUACGAACCAACAUUAGCAGUGGUUUAAUGACGCGUGAACUCAUACUACAAGUGAUUUUGGAUUUUGAAUCGUCGGAAUUAUGUUGGAUUGUUUUUUUUUCUAAAAGCUCAUAUUUGUAGAAGAUGCAUAAAAUUGUGCGUAUUUAGUUUGAUCUAAUAAUAACGCUUUUAUGAAGUUAAAGUGGCGGACUUACCUCGUUGGGGGCCAGGGGCACCACUCCAAUUUAUGAUUCGAUCAAGACAAACUUGCAGCCAUUUAGAGGCCCCCAGGACGAGAGGCCCGGGACGGACCGCCCCUAUAGUCCGCCACUGGUCAUAUUCAUGUGAUGAAUCUGAGAAUUUUGUUCCUUCCUGGUUCAGAUUUAUGUUAGUAUGUGUAGUAUAUUCUCGUAUCACGCGUCUACUUUUAUAAUGUUAGUUUUAUUUCGACUUUGAAAACGAUCAGAGCCAUUUUUUAAUGUUAUUGUAAUACAUUCCAUGUACUAUUAUAACAUUACAAGAAGUCAACUGAAUUUGAAAGGUGAAAAUUAUAGUUUAUAAACAUAAAUCAUCAAUGUGGGUGUCUAGAUAAUAUUGUACGUAUGGAUCUAGCAAAUUAUGUGUAACUUUUCUUCGGUAUUGUUACAAAAUUUAUUGGUGAAACAUUUAAUUCUAACUGUUGUAGAAACAUUCUGUUGAUCAGAAUAUUCUUUUUUUUUUAAUAAUAUAUUGUUACUGUAUGUAGUCUCUAUAAUAAAUUAUAAACUUCACAUAGCGAAUGAACGUGUCUUUGCGAAUCUCAAACGCAAAUGUCAGUCUGCGAACGAUAAUGUGCGCGUGCGGCAAUGUCUUGCAAAUUGUAUCAGUAUUCGUAAAAUAUCCUAUGGUUAUAACCUUUGUAUGGAGGCUGUAAUAAAUGCUGUGUUUUU